Linum trigynum is the source of this 282-nucleotide messenger RNA. The record is from the annotation of a GenBank genome assembly. Lineage: Eukaryota; Viridiplantae; Streptophyta; Magnoliopsida; Malpighiales; Linaceae.
AUGUUGACAGGUGUUCAGCCAUGGUGUGGAAGAUCUGUUGAAGAAAUUUAUGAUUUGGUGGUUAAGAAGCAUAAGAAACCCACCAUCCCUGAGGGCCUUCCGCCUCCAGUUGAGAACAUUCUCCACGGCUGCUUCGAGUAUGAUUUCAAGCAUCGUCCUUUGAUGACUGACAUACUGUAUGUAUUCAGAAGUUCUCGAAAUGCAGUACAUGGUGAUGAUGGGGACCGGACUGGAGAGCAUUAUGAUUUCAAAAGAAUCAUCAAGUGGUACUGGCUGCACUGA